ACUGGCUGCACACUGACAGAAAUUACUCAAAAUUUGAAAUAUUACCGCUGGAAAAAACAAAUGAAAAGAGCCUGCCGUGAUAUCUGUCACCGCGACAGAUAAACAAGUUUCGACCGCCGUAUUUUCAAAAGGGAUGGAAUUUCAUUCGAAACACCGAAAAUUAUGCAAAACUAAAAAUUCUGUUCGUACUCCUGCAGUCUCAAAGCCACGACUAAGCAAGAAGAAGGUAGUUCUACGGAAGCGGAAAUGCGUGUGUUUGCCAGAAAAUUAUUCAGUAGUAGAGUUCCCUGCAAUUUGGAAUGAGCUGCGCCAGAAUGGGCAGCUUUGCGACGGCACCAUCAUGUGCCGGGACAUGAAAUCAAUACGCGUGCACCGAGCCAUUCUAUCAGCCGUUAGUCCCUACUUCAAAGCGUUAUUUAUAAAUUCCCUUAAGAAGGGAGAGCAAGAAGAAACGGAAAUUUUCGUAGACGUUCCUAGCAUUUACAUGUCUCUUAUACUAGACUACGCUUACACAGGGACUUGUACAGUAACCGUAGAAAAUGUGGAGCACUUACUUCCAUAUGCGGACCAAUUUGACGUCGUUGGGGUUAUUCAGUUAUGCUGCCAGUUCCUAUUGCACGAGUUGAGACCUCACAACUGCCUUGGGAUAUUCAAAUUCGCUAAAUAUUACUUCUGCGGUGAAUUAGAGAAGAAAGGAAAGUUGUAUAUAAGGCAGAACUUUAAUAGAGUACUUAAGGAGUGUAAUGAAUUUAAGUCGCUUUCGUUCGAAGAGUUAGAGGACAUAUUGAGAGAUGACGAGUUGAACGUUCGAAACGAGGAGAUUGUGUUUCAAGCGGUGAAGACUUGGGUGGAGCACGAUUUGGAGAACAGACGAAAGCACAUUCCGUCGUUACUGUCUUGUAUUAGAUUCGGCCAUAUAAGCUAUAAUUAUUUUAAAUCGAAAAUAUUGCAAUGGCAGCCAGUUAUUGACGAUGACAAAUGUCAGGAGUCGCUGUACCCCGCCGUAGUGUUUCUCACCGUGUUGGACUCCCGACCGGGGGCCGAAGCAGACUUGAACGACCCGUUGGCGAGACCUCGCAUCCCAUAUGAGGUCCUUUUUGCAGUGGGAGGUUGGAGCGCCGGAAGCCCUACGAGUUUUGUGGAGACUUACGACACAAGGGCUGACCGCUGGUUCCUCUCGAUCCACAUGGACCUCACACCGCGCGCGUACCACGGUCUCUGCACGCUCAACAACCUGAUUUACAUGAUUGGCGGCUUCGAUGGCAGUGACCACUUCAACACGGUCCGGUGUUAUGAUCCCGUGGCCAAUACGUGGCAUGAGCGGGCCUGCAUGUAUCAGGCGAGGUGUUACGUCAGCGUGGUCGCGCAUGAUGGCCUUAUCUACGCCCUCGGGGGCUACAACGGGCGCACGCGCAUGGCGUCCGUCGAACGAUACUACCCCGACAAAAACCAGUGGGAGAUGACCACCCCCAUGAACAAGCAGCGGUCAGACGCCAGCGCCGCCUCUUUGGGCGGUAAGAUCUACAUAGUAGGUGGUUUCAACGGGCAAGAAGUCCUCAGUUCGGCCGAGAUGUUUGACCCGGACACCCGACAAUGGACUCUUAUACGGCCCAUGCUGAGUCCCCGCUCCGGCGUCAGCCUGAUCGCGUAUCGGGACUGUCUGUAUGCCCUGGGAGGAUUUAAUGGCUACAGCAGACUGAAUACGGUGGAACGCCUGAACCCACACCCCGGCAGCGACUGGCUGUCCGACUGGCAGGAGGUGACGGAGAUGUUCAGCGCGAGGAGCAACUUCGCUACGGUUCUACUAGACGAUAUGAUCUUCGUCAUCGGUGGAUUUAAUGGUUCAACCACCAUCCCUCACGUGGAAUGCUACGACGGUGACACCCACGAGUGGUACGACGCGGCUCCCAUGAACCUCAAUCGCUCUGCUUUAAGCGCCUGUGUGAUAGCCGGCCUGCCUAACGCCCGAUCUUUCUCUUACCUGGCUAAAGCUGUGCCAGCGGCAGGGGCAGACCAGGCACACCAUUCUUAAACAGCAAUACCAAUUGGCGGCUGAAGUCAUAUUCAUAUCCCUUUCAUGCUUGUUCAGACCCAGCGCUAUUGAGAGGGAUGGCAUUAUAACUUCAGUCGCCACA
Molecule: messenger RNA, 2135 nt
Organism: Cydia amplana
Lineage: Eukaryota; Metazoa; Arthropoda; Insecta; Lepidoptera; Tortricidae
Product: kelch-like protein 10
Exons: 7
Coding region: 134-2032 (632 amino acids)
Molecular function (GO): protein binding
Source: RefSeq, a predicted model, not a curated record